Molecule: messenger RNA, 1949 nt
Organism: Habropoda laboriosa
Lineage: Eukaryota; Metazoa; Arthropoda; Insecta; Hymenoptera; Apidae
Product: protein ABHD18
Exons: 9
Coding region: 396-1949 (517 amino acids)
Source: RefSeq, a predicted model, not a curated record
ACGUCAUCCUCCUCUCACGAACGGUGGAUAUUUAAGGAAGUCAUUCAUCAAAAUUGCGUUAGUAUUAGUACAGUAGCGAAGAUGCAAGAAGCGGAUGUUCAUGUGCGAUACACUCGCAGAACGUCAUCCGAUCCGAUCAUUCGUAUCGCCUGAUUAAAAUAUUCGAUAACCAUUUCCCGCGACAAGUCUGCAACUAGUUCAAGAACAAUGUCGACAUUGUUGUUAGCUUUUUGAAGAAAUUACGACAUGAUAGCGCUCACCAGAAAUAUUAGAAUUCUUUUGAGCCGAAACGAGGAGUACCUGAAUGAAAUUGAUACUUUUCUCACCCGUAAAAGUAAUUACCUACGCUGAUAGUAUAAUAUAUACGUCGAACUGACUGAAAUUUAUGAUUUAUCAUGCCACGCAGUCGUUUAGACGCCGUUUACAGGAGUAUUUUGCUCACAAAAUUUUUUACGAAAGGUUGGGGUAGCCCACAGAAUUUGAAGAGGAUUUUCGAAUUUAGGAGAAUUCUUGCUAAAAGAGAAGCAUGUUACGCCCUUAUACCCCAUGAUUAUCCAAUUAACAUAACCAAGGAUGAAGAAUGGUCAGACUGCCAUGUAAUAGAAGGCUGUUUUGAUAGUCCAUUUAACAAACAUCUUCCUGGAAUAAUGCCUAAUGAAACAAUAACUGCACAUUUUCAGCUAAUUCUACCACGUAAAUGGUAUUCUCAUAAAAUGAAACCCAUUUGUAUACAUCUUGCAGGUACAGGAGACCAUUUUUUUUGGCGAAGAAGAAAUCUAGUUGCCAAACCUCUACUAAAAGAGUCUGGAAUUGCAUCUUUAUUACUAGAAAAUCCAUUUUAUGGUUCAAGGAAACCACAGAAUCAAAUACGUUCUAGCUUACAUAAUGUCUGUGACAUCUUUAUUAUGGGAGGAUGUUUAAUAAUGGAGUCUAUUGUUUUACUAAAUUGGUGUGAACAACAAGGUUUUGGACCUUUAGGACUGACAGGCUUAUCCAUGGGUGGACAUAUGGCUUCUUUGGCAGCAACCAGUUGGCCAAAACCAAUACCACUAGUACCUUGUCUUUCAUGGUCAACAGCAUCACCAGUAUUCACUCAAGGAGUUAUGAGCGCAUCAAUUAAUUGGACGCUCUUAGAAAACCAAUAUUUUGCAAAUGAAUUAUAUCAAAACGAUCUCGCCAAAAUGGUGAGAAUCGUUGGUGAGGAAGAUGCGUUUUUGGCUGGACAACACUUUGCUCAACAUUAUCCUGCAAGUAUGAAAAGAGUUCAUGAAUUAAAACAGAAGUCUGAUGGUGCUACUAAAGAAGUAGGUACUAUAACUGCUCCUGAAACUGUGAUUAAUAAUAAAGAAUGUCAAAACUGUGAUGAAGACAAUAAUUUAAAAAAUCAAACUGAAGAUAGUAAUUUAAAAGAUCAAACUGAAGACAAUAGUUUAAAAAAUCAAAUUGCUGAAGAAAAGGCAGCAAGGAUAUUUCCCCUAAAGCUUUUGUCUAGCAAAUUUAAAUUAAAAGAUUCAAAUGCACUUAAAGGCAGGGCUUUUAAUACUAAUUUUAAGGUGUGGUGUGAUACAAGCAUGAUCAUUCUGCAUAUUCCUUUGGCAUUAGGUGUUUGUUUGUUACCAGUUCCAAGACACCCAUUGUUCUCGGAUUGCAAAUGGCGCGAACGGGAGGCGCUACAGUUUAUGUGUGGAAUAAUGGAUGAAUGUACACAUUUAAAAAAUUUCGAAGUACCUGUUGAUACUGAGCUGAUUAUUGCUGUCUGCGCGAGAAAUGAUGCGUACGUGCCACGCGAUGGCUGUAUGAGCUUAGACAAAAUCUGGCCAGGAGUUGAAAUUCGAUAUAUAGAUGCUGGACAUGUAUCAGCGUAUCUUCUUCAUCAGAAAGUAUUUAGAUCUACUAUAGUAGAAGCAUUUCACCGGACAAUAAAGAAAUAUCCUUCACAGAACAGUUGA